This is a messenger RNA of Plectropomus leopardus (leopard coralgrouper), 814 nucleotides long. RefSeq names its product protein (peptidylprolyl cis/trans isomerase) NIMA-interacting, 4 (parvulin) (gene pin4). Gene Ontology annotation, biological process: rRNA processing. Gene Ontology annotation, molecular function: peptidyl-prolyl cis-trans isomerase activity; DNA binding. The record is from RefSeq and is a predicted model, not a curated record. NCBI's taxonomy places the organism in Eukaryota, Metazoa, Chordata, Actinopteri, Perciformes, Serranidae.
AAGUUACUGUGCAGGUUUACCAUAACAUAGCAUGAGCACAUGCUACUGCAAGUUUUCUCUGUCAGUAUUGCUUGAAUUUCACUAAACGGUCUCCUAAAAUGCCACCUAAGGGAAAAGGUGGCAAGGGUGGUGGUAAAGGAGCAGCUUCAGGAGGUGCAGACGCUGACAAGAAAGAGAAAGCACCAAAGGGAGGCACUGCUGUAAAGGUUCGACACAUCCUCUGUGAAAAACAUGGAAAAUGCAUGGAGGCAAUGGAGAAACUGAAGGCUGGAGUUCGUUUCAGUGAAGUAGCGUCACAAUACAGUGAGGACAAAGCAAGACAAGGAGGUGAUCUGGGAUGGAUGACACGAGGAUCCAUGGUUGGACCUUUCCAAGAUGCGGCAUUUGCCCUCCCUGUCAGCUCCAUGGAUAAACCAGUGUACACAGACCCUCCUGUCAAGACCAAGUUCGGGUACCACAUCAUUAUGGUAGAAGGGAAAAAGUGACUUUGAACAGCUCAACACUUGAAAUUAGGACAUACUAAUUCUACAAUGCGAUAUUGAGAAAGUGAUUAUUUCCAGAUUUACAGCUUCAAUAUGAUGUUUGCUUUUUAUUUCACAGAAUGUUCGAGAAUAAGAGAAUUAAAUGAUCCUUGUGUUUCAGCUUUAUCUUUGUCAAAUGUACAUUUUCUUACUGACAAUUCAACCUGAGGGAAUAUCCUGAUAGACUUAACUUUUACAUUUACACAAUUCAUUGAUUUUUCUUUUCUUUUCUUGAGGCAAUUAAACCACAAAUGGCCAAAUAAAUGCAUUUUCACUCAAGUAGUACAAAAUAA